Messenger RNA from Camelina sativa (false flax), 2152 nucleotides. RefSeq lists its product as uncharacterized. The record is from RefSeq and is a predicted model, not a curated record. Gene Ontology annotation, cellular component: chloroplast stroma. Lineage: Eukaryota; Viridiplantae; Streptophyta; Magnoliopsida; Brassicales; Brassicaceae. Gene Ontology annotation, molecular function: phosphomannomutase activity. Gene Ontology annotation, biological process: carbohydrate metabolic process.
AGGCAACAACUUACUAACACAAUCGAAGUCUCUCAGGCAAGCCUUCUUCUUCAAUCUUCAUCUUCCAAUCUCCAAACUGAAUAUCGUGAGCUCUAGCGUCUCCAAUGGAAGGGAAGGUUUUACAAAACUUUAAUGUAGUACAGAGCUGCUACCUACAAAAUAAGCAGUUUAAGACACGAUUCCAAAGCCAAACCUCUGCUUUACUUCCCUGUCCAAGAGGGAAGCUUUCAUUGCACCUCAGUUCUUCCAUGCGUUCCCACACUUUCUCUAAAUACCACUCUGCUAUUUCAAAGCAAACUACUUUUUACUGCAAUGCUGCUACGUCAAGUGCUACUGCGCCGUCUCUUGACAAAAUUGACUUUCUGAAGCUUCAGAACGGCAGUGAUAUUCGGGGUGUAGCGGUCCCUGGGGUUGAGGGGGAACCUGUAAGCCUUCCUGAACCAGUUUCUGAAGCCAUAGCUGCUGCUUUUGGACAAUGGCUGCAACACAAGAAGAAGGCUGAAUCCCGACGUUUGCGAGUAUCUAUUGGCCAUGACUCUCGCAUAUCUGCACAAACCUUGUUGGAGGCGGUUUCUCGAGGUCUUGGUGUUUCUGGAUUAGAUGUUGUUCAAUUCGGACUAGCAUCAACACCAGCAAUGUUUAAUAGUACAUUGACUGAAGAUGAAUCGUUCUUGUGCCCAGCUGAUGGAGCUAUCAUGAUAACAGCAAGCCAUCUUCCUUACAACAGGAACGGUUUCAAGUUCUUUACCAGUGAUGGAGGGCUUGGGAAGGUAGAUAUCAAAAACAUUUUAGAGCGAGCUGCAGAUAUUUAUAAGAAAGUUUCUGAUGAAAACCUGAAGAAAUCACAAAAAGAAACUUCUAUUAAAAAGGUUGACUACAUGUCAGUAUAUACAUCUGGUCUUGUAAAGGCAGUUCGGAGAGCAGCAGGAGAUUUAGAGAAGCCUCUAGAGGGAUUCCAUAUAGUUGUUGAUGCUGGAAAUGGAGCUGGAGGAUUUUUUGCUGCGAAGGUGCUUGAGCCUUUAGGAGCAAUUACUUCUGGCAGUCAGUUUCUGGAACCAGAUGGUAUGUUUCCAAAUCAUAUCCCUAAUCCGGAAGAUAAGUCAGCGAUGGAAGCUAUAAUCAAGGCUGUCCUUGAUAAUAAGGCUGAUUUGGGUAUCAUCUUUGAUACUGAUGUUGAUAGGUCUGCUGCUGUGGAUUCAACUGGCCGUGAGUUCAACCGUAAUCGUCUUAUUGCCUUGCUUUCGGCCAUUGUUCUAGAGGAACACCCUGGCACAACUAUUGUUACAGACAGUGUUACUUCGGAUGGUUUGACCACAUUCAUUGAAAAGAAGCUUGGCGGAAAGCAUCACAGGUUCAAAAGAGGCUACAAGAAUGUCAUUGAUGAAGCUAUUCGCUUGAACUCGAACGGAGAAGAAUCACAUCUGGCUAUAGAAACCAGUGGUCAUGGAGCUCUAAAAGAAAACCAUUGGCUCGAUGAUGGGGCGUAUCUCAUGGUAAAACUCUUGAAUAAACUGGCUGCGGCCAGAGCUGCUGGUCAAGGGAGUGGCAGCAAAGUUUUAACAGAUCUUGUUGAAGGACUGGAGGAGCCCAGAGUGGCUUUAGAGCUGAGACUUAAAAUUGACAAGAAUCAUCCCGACCUUGAAGGAAGAGAUUUCCGGGAGUAUGGAGAGAAGGUCCUGCAACACUUGUCGAACUCAAUAGAAACAAAUCCAAAUCUUAAAAGAGCUCCAGUUAACUAUGAAGGGAUCCGCGUUUCCGGCUUUGGUGGAUGGUUUCUUCUCAGACUUUCUCUCCACGAUCCUGUUCUUCCCCUUAACAUUGAGGCGCAGAGUGAGGAUGAUGCUGUGAAGUUAGGCCUUGUGGUAGAUGCAGCAGUGAAGGAGUUCAAUGCUUUGGACACCUCUGCCUUGUCCAAUCUCAUUCACUCCUGAGGUACUUGGUUUCUCUACAUUGUCCAGUAACUUCCUGGUGUUUAUUGUUGUUUUCUGGUCCAAAGAUGAAAAUCCUAUAGAGUCUUGUUUAUAAUCAAGAAUAUACCAAAUCACCUUUUGAUCUUCGAAAACCAAAUCAUUUCUCAAUCUUCCAAAUCCCCCAAGCAACAAACUAUUAACAAUCAUUGCAUUGAGGUUAUCAAUAAAGGAGUUUUGUAGCA